This is a messenger RNA of Penicillium canariense, 507 nucleotides long. RefSeq lists its product as uncharacterized. The record is from RefSeq and is a predicted model, not a curated record. The coding region runs from base 1 to 507 and encodes 168 amino acids. The transcript has 2 exons. Lineage: Eukaryota; Fungi; Ascomycota; Eurotiomycetes; Eurotiales; Aspergillaceae.
AUGCCACCACCUUCACACCACAGAGCAGACAUUGAGCCCCCGGCGGAGCUUACUACGGAAGCCGCGAAGGGGUUCAUGACGGGCGUGUUCCGCGUACCUACCUCUAAAUUCCUGCUCACAUUUGACGUACAGUUCGGUUCCGUCUCCAUCCUGGCCCAUAUGAUCAUGAUCCUCCCCCAUCCUUUCACCUUCUCCGCACCAACUCCACCCACCACCGCGGCGGCUGAAUCGCAGCCCCGUCCGCGCCCGUCCGCGUUCUCCCGGGAAUAUCUCCGCUCUCGCCUGUUCUACAGACCCCUUGAGGGCUUCUCGGAGUGGAUCUCACCGACUUCCCGCGUGUACCGCGGUCUCACACCGCAGUUCAAGGUCUUUCUGCAGAUCGCCGUGAUGACCCUAGGGGGCUGCAUCUGGGCCGAGCGACGUGUGACCGAGUAUAUCGAGAUUGUGCGGCGGAUCAAGCGCGCAGAGCGACUGCAGGCGGAGCGGGCGCAGGGCUCUCGUCCGUAG